Molecule: messenger RNA, 1391 nt
Organism: Hypomesus transpacificus
Lineage: Eukaryota; Metazoa; Chordata; Actinopteri; Osmeriformes; Osmeridae
Product: GTPase IMAP family member 3-like
Exons: 3
Coding region: 126-998 (290 amino acids)
Molecular function (GO): GTP binding
Source: RefSeq, a predicted model, not a curated record
GUUCGGACCCACAAGGUACACGGAUCCUGUUUACAGUCUAUGCUGCAAACUGAAACCAAAACUAAAGUAGACUAACGCGUACGCCCUGGCCUGUUGGUAUCUCCUACAAAAGGACAGAAGACAAAAUGGAUGUAAGGAUUAUCCUGGUUGGAUCUAAAGGAUCUGGUAAAAGGUCUUCACAAAGGACCAUCCUGGGCCUUAAACAACCUCAAUCCAAACUCCAGAAGGCUGAAGGUGAGGUAUCAGGGAGGACAGUCACUAUAGUAGAUACUCCUGGUUGGUAUAAUAACCUAUCCUUGAAAAGGACUCCUGUACUGGUGAAAAAGCAGAUUGAGUACAGUGUGCUGCUGUGUCUCCCUGGACCCCACGCCUUUUUCCUGGUUGUAAAUGUUGAGAUCCCGUUCAGAGAGGGAAUUAGAAAAUCUAUGGAGGAUCACAUGGAACUACUGGAUGAGAGAGUCUGGCAUCACUCAGUGAUACUGUUCACCCAUGGAGACUGGCUGGGAGACAACACUAUAGAGGAGCAUAUUGAGAGUGAAGGAAAGGCCCUCCAGUGGCUUGUUGAGAAGUGUGAAAACAGGUAUCAUGUUUUGAACAAUAUCAACACAGGAGACAGAUCGCAGGUCACAGAGCUGCUGGAUACGAUUAAGAAGAUGGUGGCAAGAAAAAAUGUGGAGUCAUUUUACAGAGUGAAAGUGGAAGAUCUGAAGGACAGUGAGGAUGAGAUGGUGGAGGAGGACUGGGCAUUCUACAGAGAGAUGACACAGGGAAGGACAACCAGGAAAACUAACAGUUUUCCAUUUGUACCUCCAAGUUUGGAAAGGGAGAAAAUAUCUGAAGUCAGCUCUCGGUGCACCUCGGAUUUCAGCUUGUUCAAGUCAGCCUCAAGAAGAACACUGAGCUCUGGAUACAGAUCACAGAAGUCCACAUCAGAAUCUGUCUUCAGUUCUGAUUAUGGAUCAUGCAGUUACAAUCUCAGAUCAAUGUGUAGAUCUUAACUGCGUUUCCCGAUAACGAUGGAUUGUAUGUUAAGAGGGUUCUCUACGAGCAAAAGAACGAUCCAUCGUUAUUUCUUACGUGCGUUUCCCCUCGUACGUUUUAUGUUGUAGGAGGUUGAAAAUUGUUCACAUGAUUUGCACAUAGCCUAGUAGGUGUCAUUCAUUUAAUCAGCUUGAUGCAUUUAUGAAAUGCUUAAGUAGGCGAAUUCGCAUACCAUUUGAUUAAAGGCAUGUGUAGUCUAGUAGUUCAUUGAAAAUAUAUCCCAGUUUCAGUUUAACUUCUCAUCUCUUAACACAAGUUUUUAUAAUGUAGGCCUACUCUAAGGCUUUUUACUAUGUUAUUUAUUGAAACAUGUAUACUGGUAUAAAUAAAAACUCAGCACUAUGUAAAAA